Messenger RNA from Phymastichus coffea, 4502 nucleotides. RefSeq names its product structural maintenance of chromosomes protein 3-like. NCBI's taxonomy places the organism in Eukaryota, Metazoa, Arthropoda, Insecta, Hymenoptera, Eulophidae. The record is from RefSeq and is a predicted model, not a curated record. The transcript is spliced from 18 exons. Bases 822 to 4217 code for a protein of 1131 amino acids. Gene Ontology annotation, biological process: mitotic sister chromatid cohesion. Gene Ontology annotation, molecular function: protein binding; ATP binding; cohesin loader activity. Gene Ontology annotation, cellular component: chromosome.
UUGGUGCAACCGAUAUCGUCGGUUAAUCCAUGUCAAUAAGUUGCUGUAUACUGGUUUACACAUGUUCGAUUGCAUUGCUUAGAAAACCGAAUGGGUGUUUUCGCGACUAUGAAAUUCUUCGAAAGAGUUCCAACCGUCUUUUAUUUGACUACAGGUCUUUGAGUCUUGCGUGUGAAGUACCGAGUUUUUCUAUCAUUCUAUGAAGUUUUAUAGUUUAAGUUGAUUUAUAAAAGUUUAAGUGACUUGAUUUAUUGCAUAAAAAGCAGGAGCAUGCAUAUAAAGCAGGUAAAUGAAUUGACAUACUUGUACGUGUAUCAAAUCGUACAAUCAAUGGCCUAAUAAUGUUACCUUUGUUCCAUAUUGGCAUUGGGCUGAUGCAUUUUAGAUGAAUAGUUGUCUUAAUUUGAUUUUGCUUUUGUAGUCAUUAAUUUGAUUUCUGUUAAUAAUAUAUAAUACAUAUUGUAUUUGUUUAGUUCAGUUAAAAUUUAUAAAAAAAUGUUUGUAUUAUAGAUGCAAACACAAUUCUAACAAGAAAGAUAAAAAAUAUCAAAUUAAUUCUAGUCUAAAUUAAUAUAUAUAUUUUGAAUUCUGCUCUUUUUCAAAUAUUGUAUUUUCAGAUUGUUAUUGAAGGAUUUAAAUCUUAUGGAUCUCACACAGUCAUAGGGCCUCUUGAUCCUGGGAAUAACGUUAUUGUUGGAAUUAAUGGAUGUGGAAAGAGCAAUUUUUUUGCAGCAAUACAAUUUGUACUUAGUGAUAAGUUUAAUCAUCUACACAAAGAUGAGCGACAAGCACUAUUGCAUGAAGGAGUAGGAUCACGUUCAAUGACAGCUUCAGUAGAAGUUAUCUUUGACAAUUCAGACAGGAGAAUAGCUAUUGAAAAAAAUGAAAUAUCUUUAAGAAGAGUAAUUGGUGCAAAAAAGGACCAAUACAUUUUGAAUAAAAAUGUUAUAACUAGAAAUGAAGUAGUAAGUCUUCUAGAAACUGCUGGAUUUUCAAAAUCUAAUCCAUAUUAUAUUAUUCAACAAGGAAAGAUCAAUGAAGUAGCAACAACUUCUGAAUUUCGCUUAAUGUUAUUGAAAGAGAUUGCUGGUGUACAUGUUUAUGAAGAUAAAAGAAAUGAGUCAUUAUCGAUUUUAAAUGAUACACAAACAAAAAUUAAAAAUAUUGAAGAAGUUCUCGAGACUAUUAAUGAAAAAUUAAAAGUUUUAAAAAAUGAAAAAAAAGAGCUUAAAGAGUUCCAGGACUGGGAUAGAAAAAUGAGAACAAUAGAGUAUAUUAUUUAUGACAGAGAAUUAUCUAUUAAUAAAGAAAAUAUAAAUAAGAUAAAAACAUUGCAUGCAGAUUUGAAAAAAGAACAAGCUGAAUUACGGAAUACUAUUGAGAAACUUUCCAAUGAAAUAAAAGAUGUCAAUCAUAAUUUAAAAAGAAUUCAAAGAAAUAUUGAAUUGACAGAGGAAGAAAAAGAUAGUCUGAGCAAAGAGCUUGAAAAACUUUUAGCUGAGAAAGAGUCGCAUUCAAUAAAACUAGAUGAUAUACAGCUAGAUAUCAAAUUAGGAACUGAAAAUCAAGAAUCCAUUAAUAAAGAAUUAGAGGUUUUAAAUGCAGACAUUGAAAAAACUCAAAAAGAACUAGAAGAAAUUAAACCAAAAUAUGAAAAUACAGUAAAAAUUGGAGAAGAAAUUAUUAGAAAGUUAGAUUCGCUAGAACAAAAUCUACAAAUAUUGUAUACAAGACAAGGUAGAGGUGCUCAAUACAAAACCAAAGAAGAAAGAAAUGCAUGGAUCAAUCGAGAAUUAGCUUUAAUUGACGAACAAGUAGGAGAAAAAAAAAAGCAUAUACACAAUCUUGAAGAACGUAUUGGUGAAAAUGAUUUAAAACACUGUGAAUUAGAAAAACAUCAACAACAUAUUAUAAAUGGUUUGGGAAAUGAAUAUAAUGCUGUUAAUAAAUAUCGCCAAGAAUUCAAUGAAGCUAACAAAAAAAAAGAUGAAUUUUCAGCUAAGAAAAAGGACUUAUGGAAAAAAGAAAAAGAUUUACAGAAUAAUAUAACAUAUCUAGAAGAAGAUUUAAGAAAAAUAAAUCAAGAUAUGAUUUCACGUUUUGGUAAAGGAAUAUUUAAUGGCAUUAAAAGUGUUAACAAAGUUUUAAAAACAUUUAGUGAACGUGCAGAUAUGAUUGAAAAAUUACAUCAAUAUUAUGGCUUAGUGGUUGAACGUUUUACGUCUGCUCCUGCUCUUUAUAGAGCUAUUGAAGUCACUGCAGGUAGCCGUCUUUUACAUCACAUCGUUACAGAAGCUAAGUUUGGUCAAGAAAUCUUGAGAGAAAUGAAUAGACAAGGUUUACCAGGCGUGGUAUCUUUCUUGCCUCUUGAUCGUUUAAAAGUUGAAGCUACAUUUUAUCCACGAUUUGAAAAUGCAAUACCAUUAAUAUCACAAUUGACAUACAGCGAAGAUAUUGUAAUUCCUAUAAGGUUUAUUUUUAGGAAAAUAAUUUUAUGUCGAGAUUUAAAAAUUUCUGCUGAGAUUGCUGCUCAAGGAAAAUUUGAUUGUGUAACUACAGAUGGAGAUCAAGUUUCUUCAAAAGGUUGGCUUAAAGGUGGACACCAUGCUAGUUCUAAAUCACCAAUGAAAAUGCAACAAGAUAAAACUUAUUUAAUACAGAAAAUGGAUUCUAUACGGAGAGAACUCUCAAAUUUAAAUCAGCAAAUACAAAAUACUGAUAAAGAAAUUAUUGAUUGUAUUAGCUGUUCACAGAAUGCUGAAACCAAGCGCAUUAAAGCUAAAGAAACUUAUGAUAGACUUAAGUAUGAUUUAGAAAAUAUCAAAGAGCAACUUAGAAUUUUAGAUAAUACUCAAAUAUUAGAAAGAAAAAACUUACAACAACUCAAGUUGGAUUUGAGUAAUUUGCAAUCAUUGAAACAGAAAUUGGUGGAAGAACUUGAUCAAGAUUUGAAUGACCGAUUAACAGAAGCCGAUGAACGUCAGAUUGAAGACUUGAAUAAAACUAUGAAAAAGUUACGAAAAGAGUUGAAGACUGUGUUUAAGGAUAGAAAAGAUUUAGAAAAGAAAAAAAUUGACUGUGAAAAUAAAUUAUUCAACAAUUUGAUUUGCAAGAAAAAAGAAUUAAAACAGAAAUUGCAAGAAAUCAGUUUAGAAGAUAACAAAACGACUUUACAAGAAUUAGAAUAUCAAGCCAACGUUAUUGAAGAAAAAAUAAAAAAAUGUAAGAGUGACUUCGAACUGAAUGAAACGAAAUACAAGGAUGCUGAUUCACAGAAACAGCAAAAUCUUGAAGAAUUGGAAAUACUCUAUAGUAAGUUAAAACCAGAUCAACUAGAAUUUGAGGAAAAGUCUAAAAAAUUGGAACGUUUAUCUAGCAAAAUAAGAAUACUUGAUGAAACCAUAGAUAAUACAAGAAGGAAAAUAGUUGAACUCGGACCUCUUUCAAAUAAGGAACUGCAUUCAAAAUAUCAAGCAAUAAAUACCAAAACAUUGUAUAAAAAACUAGAUAAUUGUCGAAAAAAUUUGAAGAAUUUUGAGCAUGUUAAUAAGAAAGCACUAGAUCAAUAUGAAACCUUUAAAGAUCAAAGAGAUAAUUUCUUCAAGCGAAAAGAAGAAUUGGAUAAGGCAAAUGAAAAAAUUGAACAACUUUUUAAUUUUCUUCAACAAAAGAAGUAUGAUGCAGUUCAAUUCACCUUUAAACAAGUCAGUAAAUAUUUUACAGAAAUAUUUAGUAAGAUUGUUCCAAGAGGAAAGGCUCAACUUGUUAUGCAGCAGAGUAAUUCACAAAGUGAAAACGGUUCUGAGUCAACAACUUCAUUAGAUGUGGAAAACUUGACCGGAAUUGGUAUUCAAGUGUCAUUCACAUCACAAACGAGUUCACUGAUAGAUUAUAAUCAGCUCUCUGGUGGUCAAAAAUCUUUGGUAGCAUUAACAUUAAUUUUUGCUAUCCAAAAAUGCGAUCCUGCACCAUUUUACUUGUUCGAUGAGAUCGAUGGGGAUCUUGAUACUGAUCACAGAAGAGCAGUGGCUCAAAUGAUACAUGAACUUAGUUUUGAAGCUCAGUUUAUCAUAAUCACCCACAGACCAGAAUUGUUGGAAUAUGCAAAUCAAUUUUACGGGGUGAAAUUCCAAAAUAAUAAAAUAUCCUCCAUUUUCGAAAUUAGUCGUGAAGAAGCAUUAAAAUUUAUUGAGCCUGAUCAAGCUGAUGAAGAAUAAAGUAAUAACUUGUACUUUCUGAAAAAAAUAUCAAAGUUCAAAUUCUAAACUCAAGUACUUUAAUAUGGGAAUCAGUAAUGUAAUGUAUUUAUAUAAAUUUCAUCGGAUAAUUUUAUUUAUUUUAAAUAAUCUUUUAUACUUCGUAAUAGUUAUUUUAUAAACCGCAUGUUAUAAGAAUACGAUCUACAUUGCCACUGUUCCAAUAGAAAUUAAAAAAAAAAUGUGAGUUAUUAAAAUAUAUCGAUUGCAUGUAAAAAAGUUGUUUCAGUUAGUCUAAAAAUAAAG